This is a messenger RNA of Postia placenta MAD-698-R-SB12, 459 nucleotides long. RefSeq lists its product as hypothetical. The transcript is spliced from 6 exons. The record is from RefSeq and is a predicted model, not a curated record. NCBI's taxonomy places the organism in Eukaryota, Fungi, Basidiomycota, Agaricomycetes, Polyporales, Adustoporiaceae. The coding region runs from base 1 to 459 and encodes 152 amino acids.
AUGUCAGAGGUGCCUGCCACCGCUACGCUAGCUGCAUUUCUGGCCGACUUCUUCCUUCAACCUUUGAGGUACCUCCCUACAUGGAUGCCAUGCGGCAGUUGGAAGAAGGAUAUUCUCGUCCUGAACAAGGAUCUGGAUGCCAUGCGUUAUGUUCACUCUAAAUUUGUCAAAGAACAGAUAGCACGAAGCUAUGUGGCAAGUUUUACGUCAAAGCACUUGGACGGCGAUCUCAACAUGACUCGAGGGCAGUUGGCCAAAGAUGCGGCAUUUUCUUUUUAUGCUGAUUUUCCCUAUGUGACGAAGGAAGACGAUGUCCGUGCCGAAUAUUCCUACAUAAGGGAACCGAAGAUUUUACGUGACCCUGAUACAUACACCGACCCCUUCAAGCUUAAGCCUGACAGGUUCGUCUUGACUGAGAGGCGUGUCACAGAACAAGAUCCUUGUAUGGUCGCAGUCUGA